Cavia porcellus (domestic guinea pig) is the source of this 2435-nucleotide messenger RNA. It is a transcript of the gene Pacsin3, whose product is annotated as protein kinase C and casein kinase substrate in neurons 3. NCBI's taxonomy places the organism in Eukaryota, Metazoa, Chordata, Mammalia, Rodentia, Caviidae. Gene Ontology annotation, cellular component: cytoplasm; plasma membrane; endosome. The transcript is spliced from 12 exons. The record is from RefSeq and is a predicted model, not a curated record. Gene Ontology annotation, molecular function: protein binding; phospholipid binding. Bases 792 to 2054 code for a protein of 420 amino acids. Gene Ontology annotation, biological process: plasma membrane tubulation; cytoskeleton organization; regulation of endocytosis.
GAGGCGGCGGCCCGAGCUCGCCCCGCGGUCGCGCAGCUCCUGGAGUUGGCAGCGGGACCGGGUCCCGCCGCGGGGAACCCCGCUCCGCGUGAGGACGGGCAGGGCCAUGCCUCGGGCUGCAGGGCAAGGGGCAGCAUCGGGCAGAAGAGCAAACCAUCUCUGGGGACCCGUCGAGGGCCCCCCGCCGCCCUCCUUGAGCUCCAGAAGGGUCCUCAGCUUCCCUGGGGACUCCUGGAUCUCUGCACUGAGCUCCAGCUCCUGGGCCACCAUCUGGAGGUGGCGGCGGGCCCAGCCCAGGCAAGGGGUGCCCCUUCCCUCCGCCAGGACCGGCUGGCCCCACCUCCGCCGAGACCAAGUUCAACAAGUUUGGCCGAGAAAGUCCCAGCGCCUCCAUAGCAGGCCCGGCCCCGCCGCCGCGCGUGGGCUCCCGGGGCUCCUGGCUGCGCGGCGCCAGCAGCGGACUGGGAGCUGUCGAGGGGCGCUCCCAGAGCUGGAGGCUUGGGACUUGGAGUCUGUCAUCUGGGAGUGAACGGGCACCCCCGCAGGCAGGGCCUCAGGCUGGCCCAGAGGGGCUGCCCCUGGGAGAAGCCCUUGCGAGCAGUGACUCAGACUGCUUGGGCAGGACAGGGUGGCUGCGCUCCCUACCCCUGCGGUGACUCCAGCGUCUGCAGAGGAAUGGGGGCCUCAGGCAGUGUCGUGGUGACCUCCUGGAGAGCUGGACACUUGGGUCCCUGAAGUGAUCUCUAGACUCCAGCCUCCAGUCCGCCAUCAUUCCGUGCUGCGGGGACACCAUGGCUCCAGAAGAGGACGCCGGAGGGGAGGCCCUGGGGGGUAGUUUCUGGGAGGCUGGCAAUUACAGGCGGACGGUACAGCGGGUGGAGGAUGGGCACCGACUCUGUGGGGACCUGGUCAGCUGCUUCCAGGAACGAGCCCGCAUCGAGAAGGCCUAUGCCCAGCAGCUGGCUGACUGGGCCCGCAAGUGGCGGGGCGCAGUGGAGAAGGGCCCCCAGUACGGCACGCUGGAGAAGGCCUGGCAUGCCUUCUUCACGGCGGCUGAGCGGCUCAGUGAGCUGCACCUGGAGGUGCGAGAGAAGCUGCAUGGACCUGACAGCGAGCAGGUGCGUGUCUGGCAGCGGGGUGCCUUCCACCGGCCGGUGUUGGGCGGCUUCCGUGAGAGCCGGGCAGCUGAGGAUGGCUUCCGCAAGGCCCAGAAGCCCUGGCUUAAGAGGCUGAAGGAGGUUGAGGCAGCCAAGAAGAGCUACCACACGGCCCGGAAGGAUGAGAAGACAGUGCAGACCCGGGAGAGCCAUGCCAAGGCAGACAGCACCGUGUCUCAGGAGCAGCUGCGCAAACUGCAGGAGCGCGUGGGGCGCUGUACCAAGGAGGCAGAGAAGAUGAAAAGCCAGUACGAGCAGGCGCUGGCGGAGCUGCACCGCUAUACCCCACGCUAUAUGGAGGACAUGGAGCAGGCCUUUGAGAGCUGCCAGGCCGCUGAACGCCAGCGGCUCCUCUUCUUCAAGGACAUGCUGCUCACCUUGCACCAGCACCUUGACCUCUCCAGUAAUGACAAGUUCCAUGAACUCCACCGAGACCUGCAUCAGGGCAUCGAGGCAGCCAGUGAUGAGGAAGACCUGCGCUGGUGGCGCAGCACCCAUGGGCCAGGCAUGGCCAUGAACUGGCCACAGUUUGAGGAGUGGUCCUUGGACACACAGAGGACAAUCAGCCGGAAGGAGAAGGGUAGCCGGAACCCCGAUGAAGUUACUCUGACCAGCAUCAUGCCCACAAGAGAUGGCCCUGCACCCCCACCCCAGUCCCCAGGUGGGCAGGAUGAGGAGUGGUCGGAUGAGGAGAGCCCUCGGAAGGCUGUCACCGGGGUGCGAGUGCGGGCACUCUAUGACUACGCUGGCCAGGAAGCAGAUGAGCUGAGCUUCCGAGCAGGAGAGGAGCUACUGAAGAUGAGUGAGGAGGAUGAGCAGGGCUGGUGCCAGGGCCAGUUACAGAGUGGCCGCAUCGGCCUGUACCCUGCCAACUAUGUGGAGUGUGUGGGUGCCUGAGUGCCUGGUAGUCCUUCGGCAGUCUCUUCAUCCCAGCUGCUUUUGGACAGCCAGAACAGAGGGCCCUGAAUCAUCACGCUGCUGCUGCUCCUUUGUCUCUUGAGGAGGGAGGAAGUCCUGCGACCCAGGGAGGGGAGAGGUCUGUGCCAAUUGCUUCUAGGCUGAGGGCAGGAGGUUGGAGAGGACAGAAGGACCCAGGGCUGCCCAGGACUGCCCUGGCCUUCCCAGAAGUGCUGUGGGUGUCUUCAGGAGCUGAGGAUGUUCUCUGGCCUCCUGGGGUGGACUUUGGAGGGAGUGUGGUCCUGGACUAGUGGCACCCUCUUUUGUGACUUGUUCUAGUGUGUAUUAGACUUGAAAAAAAUAAAAAAAGAAGCACUAUCA